AUGAGAAUGGCUGAUAAUCAGCAACGGGAAGAGCAGCCGACGUUCAGCGUCUUUGACGAGGACAACCAUCCGACGCCGCUUAACCGAGACAGCGGCGAACGCGAACGCAGGCCAGGCGGUCAUCUUCGCCUUCAUUCGGACCGCCUCUUCGACACGGACGACCUUCAGCCGGCGCUUCCCUCGCCCCCGUACAAGAAAGUCGCUUCCUCUUCCAAUCUCGCCCACGAAUACACCGAUCAGCAGACGCCGCCAUACCGCUCCAACCAGAACCUGCCGCUCAUGAGCGACUCGGAGUACGACGAGAAGGCUGCCGCUCGCGCCGAUGAGAAACGUCGCAGCUCGGAUGAGCAGCAGCACGAGCACGGCGAUGGCCACCGGCCAAAGCCUUCUGUUCAUUAUCCGUCAGAGAUGCCGGCGCCGACAUACCGCACAUUGUCUGGCAAUGGCUCGUCGACGAUAGAAGAAGAAAAUCCGUUCCGUCCUAUGCACUCUCGUCAGAGCUCGUACGCCACCGACGACGGCUCGGACGACGACGACGAGUUCGACUGGUCAGCCGAGGAAGACCUCGCCGACGAGGAGGCCAAGUUCCAACAGCAGAUGGGCACCCGUACCCGCGCGCGCGGCUGGUUCAGAAAGCUGCUCUCUCUACUCUUCGGCUCACUCAUCGGCUCGGUGCUGCUUGCUGGGAUCAUCGUCACGCCGCCACUCAUCCUCUACUUUUACUGGUACAAGCCGAACCCGACUGAGCACCGCCGCUAUGUCAUCGACAACGUCGAGGCAUGGUGCUUCUGGGCCGCCGCGAACGUCGUGAUCUCAUGGUGGCUUGCCCUAUUCGUCGAUAUCGUCCCCAUCGUCGGGCGUUUCGCUGUCGCUGCCGUGUGGGGCCAUGUCUCCGAGACUGUCAAGACCCGCAUCGAGCUCUACAAUUCGGUCAAGGGCAACAUUAAACCCGUUUUCUACGCCGCUUCGGGCUGGGUGUCAUGGAACAUCAUCUUCGAAAAUAUAUACGACCUGCAUACGGACGAUGACGUGACGAGCCGCGCCGCAUACACCGACCGCGUCGGUCAAGUCGUCGAGUUUUUCUUCUUCCUUGCGCUUGUAUGGUGCAUCCAGCGCAUGGCUUCGCACGCUAUCGCCUUUGCCUUCCACCGCGUCGCCUUCAAGGAGCGCAUCGACGAGCUCACUACUGCGCUGCGCUCUAUCGAGCGUUUGCGCGAUUAUCGGCCUAAGAAACACCGCCGCGGGCAGCGCUCUUCUCGUACGCCGCUUGCCGCAUUCCUCACCCCGGGUGCCUCUACCCCCGGUCACGAGAAGGGUUUCAACUGGAAUCGCUCGCGCGCGGGUUCCCCGGCUGGCACUGCUAGCGAGAGCGAAUGGGAAGGCGACGCCGAGGCCGAAGGUGCUACGGGUUCCUUCGGCAAGAAGAAGGGGAAGGGCAAGCGGUCCUCGCGCGUCAUGUCUGAUUCACCUACUCGCGCGAUGAGUCCUGGUAGCGCGGAGGGACCGUCUGAGGGUAGUUCUAGCCCGCAUCGCUACCCACCUCCGCCCAGCGCGACGUUUCCACCUAAUGGCAAGCGCGGUGCAGGCGGUGACGAGUCGGAUAGUAGUAGCGACGAUGCGGCAGCUAUCGCGACGAAAGCGGCUAAGGUGGUCAAGAACGCUGUUCUACACGAUGCUCGCAACAUUCAGGGCAAGGACCACACUGAAGGCAACGGCAUGGCAUGGGAUGUGUCGACGACGAGUGAAGCUAAGCGUCUGGCUCGCGUGAUCUUCCAAACUUUCCGGGAUGGCCGCCGUAAUUACCUCCUUGAGGAGGACUUCCGACCUGCAUUCGCGACCGAGGAGCAAGCGCGUGUGGCCUUCCGCGUCUUUGACAAGGACAACAAUGGAGAUAUUUCUCGGCCUGAAAUCAAGAGCACCCUUAUCAAGACGUACAAGGAGCGACGAUUUCUCUCGCGCUCGAUCCGCGAUGUCAGCGCUGCACUGCACACCCUCGACCGAAUUCUGCUCAUCUUCGCUGCCAUCAUCCUGUUCUUCAUCGCCCUUCCGGUCUUCGGUGUCGACAUCACCAACUCGCUCACUAGUUUCUAUUCGAUCGGUAUUGCCGCCAGUUUCAUCUUCAAGAACUCGGCCGCGAACAUGUUCGACGCAAUCAUGUUCCUUUUCGUCACCCACCCCUUCGAUACCGGCGACCGCUGCGCAAUUGGCACCGAGAACCUCGUCGUGAAAAAGAUGGGCCUGUUCGCUACCGUGUUCGCGCGCGCCGAUGGCACGGAGACAUACUACUUCAACAGCCAGCUCUUCAACAUGUUCAUAACAAACUGGCGCCGGAGUGAUAAGACGGCCGAGACGGUGUCUUUGCAGGUCGCGUGGCGCACGCCGGUCGAAAAACUGCAGGCGCUUGAGGAUGCGAUGAAUGAUUGGCUGCAGCACGAGGAGAACCGGUGGUUCCAGCCUUCGACGUCGAUCGUCUACCAGAACAUCUCGUACCAGCGCUACUUGGAGGUCACCCUCGGCGUAUCCCACAACGGCAAUUGGCAGGAUUGGGGUCUCCGUCUGACGCGCAAGACUGUCUUCUAUGCUGCCGUUCAGCACUUCUGUCGUCAGCUCGGGAUCAAGACAUACAACACUGUACAACCCGUGCGCUGGGUUCGUGAGGGCGAUCCGAGUUCAUGGGAUGCUGCGUACGCCGAUGAGAGUCCCGUUCCUGGCUCGCUUGAGAUGCCCGGUAGCCCCAUGAUGGAGGCUCAGCCUGGAGGCGGCGACCGCUACGCCGCGCCCAGUAAUACAGAGGGUGCUGUCGGCAGCGCAGCUACUACGGGGGGCUCCGAGGAGGUCCGCGGCAGCACAGCGCCGAAGAGUUCGUCGCAGGCCCCUGCACAGAAGAUUAGCUGGCUCGGGUUCUCACCCCGCGACGAGUCUGCGAACGUCCGCGCACGCAAGAGCAGCAAGAAGAUCCGCGGAAUCGACGGAACGAUUUAA
This is a messenger RNA of Peniophora sp. CBMAI 1063, 2982 nucleotides long. The record is from the annotation of a GenBank genome assembly. NCBI's taxonomy places the organism in Eukaryota, Fungi, Basidiomycota, Agaricomycetes, Russulales, Peniophoraceae.